Molecule: messenger RNA, 1116 nt
Organism: Eurytemora carolleeae
Lineage: Eukaryota; Metazoa; Arthropoda; Copepoda; Calanoida; Temoridae
Exons: 11
Coding region: 1-921 (306 amino acids)
Source: RefSeq, a predicted model, not a curated record
AUGGAUUCAGGAACAUGGACUCAGAAACAUGGAUUCAGGAACAUGGAUUCAGGAACAUGGAUUAAGGAACAUGGACUCAGGAACGAACAUGGACUCAGGAACGUGAUUCAGGAACAUGGAUUCAGGACCUUGGAUUCAGGAAAAUGGAUUCAGGAAUAUGGAUUCAGUAACAUGGAUUCAGGAACAUGGAUUCAGGAACAUGGAUUCAGGAACAGGGAUUCAGGAACAUGGAUUCAGGAACUUAGAUUCAGGAACAUGGAUUCAGGAACAUGGAUUCAGGAGCAGGGAUUCAGGAAAAUGGAUUCAGGAAAAUGGAUUCAGGAAUAUGGAUUCAGGAACAUGGAUUUAGGGACAAGGAUAAGGAACAUGGAUUCAGGAACAUGGAUUCAGGAACAUGGAUUCAGGAGCAUGGAUUCAGCAAAAUUAGUGAAGCGAACAGAAAGUAUAAAGGAACAAAGAUGCGAAGAGGAACAAAUAGAACGGAUAAAAAAACCUUCUCCAUCUCCUGCACCUUCCCCUUCUCCUGGGACACCUCCAGCACCUGAGAGAAGAACUCCUGUCCCCCCAGAUUCUCCAUUAUUAACGAAGGUAUCACAGGACCCGAUCAGAAAACGGCUUCGUAGCUUUAACAAAUCCUUGCGACGCGCUCGCAGCUUCAGAUCCAACAGGGAGAAAGAAGUCUCAAGAGAACCCUUAGACCCACCUCCGGACUCUAAAAAUGAUCAUGUAAUCGGAAGAGAGGUGAGUUUUCUGAUCCGAAAGAGUCUGUUGGGCCGGUCAGGAUGGAAGGUCAUGCCCGAGGAUGAUUCUCUCAAUCUUAAAAUGAACAAGGAUAUUUUGAACCAAGUGUUAGAGAGAAUAAGAGAUAUGCAGUUCUGUGGUGAAGCGAUCCCUGAGAAAAUUUCAAUAAGAAUACAAUGAAGAUCUAUGCUUGGUGAUUGUAAAAAUCUGAAUAACAAAUAAGGGGAAAAAAGAAUUAUCGUAAUUUGUAAAUUAUGAUUUUUAAACAUGAUAAAAAUAAAACUUUUCAAAAAAAAACAUGUGAUUUAAAAAAAUGAAGAUAACCUUAUAACCUUGUAUGUGCCUAAAAGGAAAGAAAUAAAAUUUUCAAAAAUA